This is a messenger RNA of Gasterosteus aculeatus aculeatus (three-spined stickleback), 3039 nucleotides long. NCBI's taxonomy places the organism in Eukaryota, Metazoa, Chordata, Actinopteri, Perciformes, Gasterosteidae. The record is from RefSeq and is a predicted model, not a curated record.
UUAUGAGCUCUCUCCUCUUGCUGCAGUUUUGCAGAGAGAACGUGAGCUUCCAAAUCGGUGCCACCUUUAUUUGGCACUGACACGUAAGUGCCUGCUCUACUUCCAAAGCUUCACGGCCGAGGCGAAAACAUGUUUUUUUUUUUUACUUCGUCCGUAAAUUUACAUUUACGUUUCGGCAUGGCUGCAGAUGUCCUGUGCUGUAAACAAAGCAACUGGUGGAGGCGGCAAGGUGCUCAGUGUCGCCAUUGGAAAUGCUGAAGUAUCGUACCAAAAUCCCGGACGUUUUUGGAAUCCCUGCCGGACGCAUUUUUUAGGUCUCAAAAAGAGGACAUGUCCGGGGAAAAGAGGACGUCUGGUCACCCUAGGUGAAGUAAACAAGUUGGAGGACGACUGAGAAAAAAAGAACUAAAAUGGAAACCCCCCUUUCUCUUUUUGUUUCACAAUCACAGCUCAACAGUAUUGCGCAUGUGCAAUAUAUACAUACUUAUAUCCCUCUUUCGGCGCGGCUUUUCAGUUGGGAAAAUCCAAGCGGACCCUCCCUUUCGGUACCCUACUACAUCACCUUCUUUUCUGGGUUAUUAAAACUCAAUAAAAAAUGGACCCUAACCAAGAUCAACUCUUGAAGACCACAAAUAAUGGAGACGUGAAUGAAGUUGUCACGGAAGAAAGAAAGGAAGAAACCGAUUGUCAGAAUGAAGAAAGCCGGCCACCUCCUGAUUCAGAAACUGUUGCAGAGCCCUGUGUUAAACAGGAGACCUCAGAGUGGAGUCAGGAGGCAUCGGCUCCAGUCCCUCACCACCCUGUGCGUGAACAGGAUGCGGCGCAACAUAAAACCCAUUCUUUAAAGUGGCAAUGGAAUGGAAAAACCAAAAAUGUUACCUGCAAUAAAGCAAGAAGUGUCGAGAGCGCACUGAAGGAAAGUUCACAGUUCAGGGAAAUUGCAAAAAAAAAUAACAAGAAAGAGCUUGUUAUUACAAGACAUGGGAAGGCUAUCAGUUCACACUUUCCAUGCAGCUUAAUUAAAGAUGAACUGCUGACUAUAAAGUACUUUAAAGCUGCAAACGCAGGCCCUAGUGGUUCUGAUCAUCGCCAAAAAAAGAGGCCAUCUAGUGAUCUGGUGAUGUUUGAUUUGCUGACAAAGGGAGGUGCAAAGGUAAACAGAAUCAUGAGAAACCCAGAACUAGAAAAAAAGGACAUUGAUACAAUAACUGUUUAUGCAUACAAAGGGGAAAAAGUGAAGUAUGCUCUGAAAAGAGAUGGACGUCUACUGGAUGUUGUAUUCAAAAGGAACUGUGCACUCCUCAACACAAACACUGAAGAAACCACUGAAAUGUCUGACCUCGUUCAUGAUCAUGAUGGGGAAAUUUACAAGAUCGUACUGCUCAAUUUGUCCAGUCCACCAUUAAGUCAGCCUGGCAGCUUGGAGGAAACCCCCACGAUGAGUGACCCUCAGAGGUCUGACUCUGAAGGGAACCCAGGUCCUCCACAGCCGUCUGCCACAACUCAGUCAGUGAAUGUCAACACACCAGAAAAUACAGCAGGGCUAGAUGGUAAAAAAGAACCGGAUACGUUCCAUAAAAUAAUCCAUUCAGAACGGAUGCUGAUUGACUUAUUCACAGAGUUUAAAAAGGUGCUGAAGGGAAUGAAUAGUCAGCGAGUUCCUAAUCUUUCUCGUGCCCGUGAUCUGCUGCGUGUGGAGUACUCAAAGAACGAUGAAACAUGCAGGGAAGUGAGAACAAUGAAGACACUGAUGCAGCUCAGUGAUUCUGUUUGCCAAGUGAGAAUAAACGACAGAUCAAAGGGAAGUGGCUUCCUCCUAUUUGACAAGUUUGUGCUCACAAAUGGCCAUGUAGCUAAAACAUUUUAUGACGGGAAAACACAGCUCAUUUCUCCGGGCGUCACUGUCCAUUUCUCCUUUGAAAGUCUUGGUCAGGCGGAUUCAGGAGCAGCGGUGAUUGAGGUUGUUGGAUUUGAAAAUGGCUGCGAUGAGUCAGGGCAGAAGUGUGACUGGGCUUUGAUGAGGAUUGUUACUGAUCAUAAGUUGCCUGACGGUCUGUUAACACAUUUGGGACGGCUUCCCCAACACGGUGGAAUUUGCAUUAUUGGGCAUCCUGGUGAAGGGGUGAAAAAGAUGGAUCCAUGCUUCAUUAUCCCAAAUGAAAACCGCCAACAGGCUGCCGAGAGGCAUCAACGUAAAAAUCCACACGGCGUUUUGCCGACCAAUCCUCACUACUAUGAAUCCGCAGAGAACAUUCAGUUAAUUACGCAGCGCUUCUUUAACGAUGUGAAAAAGGAUAACGAGUUCAGACAGGCUCUGCAUUACGAUACUUGUUUUGGUUUUGGCUCCUCUGGCUCUCCUGUCUUUGAUACGGACUGCAACGUUGUUGCAAUGCAUACAGGCGGAUAUGCGUACCGCAAUGCAAAGAAAGAAAUGCACAGUGUCAUAGAGUACGGCUGUCCUCUGUCCACGGUUAUUGAUCACUUCAUUGUCCAAAUGGUGGAAAAAGGAAAAGCUGAUGUGUUAAAACAAUUCCUGGCUUGCUGUCAUGAACAACAUCAGCCAGAGAUGAUGGCAUCUUUGAAGCAGCUGGUUGAGAAGAACGAGAAUUCGUAUAAGUUCUCUGAAUUAUUCUCUCAGGAAGAGGCUUCGGUCCCAAUGGAUGAGGAUUGAGCAGAUACUGCUGACAAAAAUCUUCAGCAGUGAGCAACAGAGGCUUUAAUGUCUGUUAUCACUGACAUAAUCAUUCAACAUAAUUAUUUUUUAGUAACAUGUUUCUCUCAAAAUGCCUGUUUAAAUGAGUGUUCUCUUCUGAAAUAUAUUUGUGAAUAAAUCAUUUGUGCUUGUUCACCAUUGGCCUGUUAGAUUUGGAAAAACCUGGUUGUAAUGUCUCAAUGUCGCCCAAUAUUAUCUUAUAACAGAUAUGUUAUUUGUUGGUUUAUACGUCAUCCCACGUAGCAUUAAGUUGCAGUAGAGAAAUGCCAACGAUACAGUAUGGUGACUAACUGUAAACUGUGGAUGAUUAAAUGUUUUGGACAAUA